GCAACUUAUAUAGGGAUUUAAAAAAUGUCUAAGAACGAUUUAACACAUUCAAAGCCUGUUUGCUUGGCAGAUAUUGAACAUGAAGGUAAAAAGAAGCUAUGUAGGAUGUCAUUGAACUACUACGAAGGAGGAGCAGAUGAAGAAGUUAGUUUGAAAGACAAUAUUGAUGCUUUCAGAAGGUUAAGACUUAGGCCCAGAAUGCUUCGUGGGAUAUCAGAAGUAGACAUGUCUACCACUCUGCUGGGACAGACAGUCAGUAUGCCAAUAUGCAUUGCACCAACUGGGUACUCCAUACUUGCACAUCCAGAGAGCGAACGAGCCAUUGCAAAGGCGGCAGCUAGUGCUAAGACAUGCAUGAUCCUUAGCAUGAUUAACACAAGCAGAAACGAAGAUAUAGCACUUGCAGCACCAAGUGGUCUUCGAUGGUUUCAUCUGUACAUCUUAAAAGAUAGAAAGCAAAUGAAGUCAAGAAUCCAAAAAGCAGAAGAAACAGGAUUCAAAGCCUUAGUUUUUACAGUUGAUGCAACAGUUCUUGGAAUAAGACRUGGUAUUAGGAGAUCAGGCUUCUCUCUUCCUCCUGGUGUUCAAGUUGCAAAUCUUGGAGACAAAUUAACUAUUUGGCAGGUUGAAGCAAUCUUUGACAAAACAAUUUCAUGGGACACCAUAAAAUGGAUCAAGUCCAUCACCAAGCUUCCAGUAAUAUUAAAAGGCAUUCUAACAGCAGAAGAUGCUAAGCUUGCUGUCCAGCACGGUGCUGAUGCCAUUAUCGUGUCUAAUCAUGGAGGAAGACAGUUGGAUGGGGUCUUGGCAGGGAUUGAUGCUCUACCAGAAGUUGUAUCAGCUGUCAAUGGACAAAUUGAAGUGUAUAUGGAUGGUGGAGUAAGGCUUGGUACUGAUGUACUAAAGGCAUUAGCAUUGGGUGCACGUGCUGUAUUCAUUGGUCGUCCUGUGGUAUGGGGACUUGCCUAUCAGGGAGAAGAAGGUGUGCUGAAAGUACUGGAGAUGCUUCGUGAAGAAUUCAGGACYGCCAUGAUACUAUCAGGGUGUUCAAGACUUCAAGACAUCAAUAGCUCAUUAAUACACAACCAAGUCAACUCAAGACUUUAAACAGAACCUUUAUUUGAAUUGGUAAAAGUUUUAAUACGAAAUUCAGCGAUAAAAUUUUAAAUGAAACAUGUCGACGUUUCGAAGUUACCUUAACGUCAUUUUAAAAUCAAAUGAAAAUUUAAAAACCCUAGAAAGUGCGUUUAGAACAAAUCGUGCCUUUAUGAAAGGGGGCGGGCGGAGGGGGGAGGGGAUGGGGAUGGGUGAGGAAAAACAGCAUGGCAUACACAUUACCCACUGUUGCAAUUUACCCCUUGGAUCUUAUUUAAAAGGUAAAACUUAAAACAACCUUGUUCAAGAUAUUCUUGAAAUUCUUCAAGCUUUAUUCGAUCAUUGUUAAUUUUCUUAAAGUUAAAGUUCUUAUUGCAAUCAGUAUUAAAUCAAAGUUGCUUCAA
Messenger RNA from Actinia tenebrosa (Australian red waratah sea anemone), 1499 nucleotides. Its product is annotated as 2-Hydroxyacid oxidase 1-like. The record is from RefSeq and is a predicted model, not a curated record. Gene Ontology annotation, molecular function: oxidoreductase activity; FMN binding. Lineage: Eukaryota; Metazoa; Cnidaria; Anthozoa; Actiniaria; Actiniidae.